AGAUGAAGACAGUGGGGGGAAGACAAGCUGCUGGUUUGGCUAUUUGGGGAAGAAUGGAGACGUGUGAAGUCUUUGCAAUGGCUUGCUCUGCUCUCUCUUCUUUUGAUAUCAGAAAACCAUCUUCCUUGGCUGGCUGAACGUUGCACUACCUGUGGCUGCUAUUUCACCCUCGAAGCCGGCCAACAUGAUGUAACCUGUCAAGAUUGUAUGUGUGAAGCCAUGUUUGCACGACGGUGACCUUCCCGGGCAUCUUUUCACUAACGGCCCGUAUUGGCUUUAUGUGUAUGUGAACGGCGCUGCACACCAUUUUUGCAUUUGGAGGGCUGCCGGCGUAACUGGACAUCCAUUAGGCUUUCACCAAUUCCCAAUGCCAAUAGACAAUUUCAAUGUCAAUAUGGCCUAGGGCCUGACAUGUGGGCCUGAAACUAGUGGCACCACCUAGGGGCCUGACAUGUGGGCCCAAUCGUGAGAAGGGGUAGAUUGGUGGAUUUUGGCUCAACAGUGUUGACAAUUGUUUAAACCAGCUCCACUCCCACUCCACCCACUCCCUCCAGCUCCAGCCAUGGCAUCGCGGACCACCAGCCCCUGCCUGAUCUUCCUCCUGGCGCUCCUUCUCCCCCUCGCCGCGGUCGCCGUGCCGCGCAGACACCGCUUUCCGUCGCUCCAGCUCGCCCCGGUCAACGCCUCGGAGCCACCCACCACUUUCUUCGAGGUGGACCGCCCGAUCCAGCCGCCGCGCGGCAGCGUCGGGCCCUGCUCCGCUCUGCUCCUCUCCGACUCCUUCGGCUACACCUACGGCCGUCCUCCGGCCACCGCCGCCUACGUGCCGCCCGAGUGCCUCGCCGCCGCGCGCGCCCGGGGCGGGUCGCUCGCGCUCGCGGUGCUCGAGUGGAGCGCCGACUGCCGCGGCCGCCAGUUCGACCGCAUCUUCGGCGUCUGGCUCUCCGGCGCCGAGCUCCUCCGCAGCUGCACCGCCGAGCCGCGCCCCGACGGCAUCCUCUGGUCGGUCUCCCGCGACGUCACGAGGUACGCCGCCCUUCUCUCCGAGCCUGGCGAGGUCGCGGUGUACCUUGGCAACAUCGUCGACAGCACGUACACCGGCGUCUACCACGCCAACCUCACCCUCCAUCUUUACUUCCACUCCACAACGCCGUCACCGCCGCCGCUGCCGCACGCCGAUUUGAUCCUGCCCAUCUCGAGGAGCCUACCUCUGAACGACGGGCAGUGGUUCGCCAUCCAGAAUUCCGCCGAUGUGCAGUCGAGGAAGCUCGCCAUUCCGUCGAACACCUACAGGGCGGUCCUUGAGGUGUUCGUUUCGUUCCACUCCAGUGAUGAGUUCUGGUACACCAACCCUCCCAACGAGUACAUUGAGGCCAACAAUUUGUCCAGCGUCCCUGGCAAUGGUGCGUUUCGGGAGGUUAUUGUUAAAGUCGAUGACAAUGUGGUCGGUGCUGUUUGGCCGUUCACUGUUAUCUACACCGGCGGUGUCAACCCGCUUCUCUGGCGGCCAAUCACCGGCAUUGGCUCAUUCAACCUACCUACCUAUGACAUUGAUAUCACGCCUUUCUUGGGCAAGCUCAUGGAUGGCAAGGAGCACAAUUUUGGGUUUGCUGUGACCAAUGCAUUGGAUAUGUGGUACAUUGAUGCCAAUUUACAUCUGUGGUUGGAUCACAAGAGCAAGAAGACAGUUGGGAGCUUGAUCAGCUAUGAUGCAACGUCGUCGGCAAAUGUGGACUCGCAGUUCAGCGGGCUGGACGGGCGGUUCGUGACGAGCGCAAGCCGGCAUGUCUCCGCCACCGGGUGGGUGGAAUCGUCGCACGGAAAGGUCAUGACAACUUUCUACCAGAGAUUCAGCUACAAAAACAGCAAUGUGUAUAGCAAGAACGGCAGUGAGCAAGUGGUGAACCAAACGAUCGAUGCCAAGUCAGGUGUUUCCACCACAAACGGCGCCGUGCUGCUCUCGGAAGAAGUUCACCAGGUCUUCCCACUCUAUCUUUUCUCUGGGACCUCAGAUGAAGUGGGUGAUGAGUACUCGCUGGUUUCAGCUAUCAAAUUGAGCAUCAAUGAGAAGAGGGGCUCUGGUGCGGAGCAAGGCUUCUCCUACAGCUCUCUGCGGAAUGCGCAGUCGGCACGCGGUAGUAUGAGGGUGAAGGGGAAUUUGGUGACUUCUGGGUCUGGUGAGAACCAUCAGGUGUAUAAAUAUGUGGGUACCGAUGGAUGCUACUCCAGAGAUGUGAGCAGCAAGAACUACACUAUCGUUUUCGACCACUCUGAUGACUCGUGCUUAAAGGGAUCACAAGUUAAAGGCUCCAGAUUCCCCUCCAGUUAGUUUAGACGAUCCGUUGAUCGAACUGUACUGCAAGUUAGAGAAUAAGAUUUGCAUAGUUUAUCCUGUGCCUCGUGUGGUAGGUAGAAAUCUUGGAAAAUUCAAUUUAAACUCACUGUUUUCGAAUGUAUCAGUGACACUUUUAAUUUGGUUUGAAAUGAUUCUGCUCCGCACAGGUUAUGAUUAUCA
Messenger RNA from Aegilops tauschii subsp. strangulata, 2515 nucleotides. Its product is annotated as peptide-N4-(N-acetyl-beta-glucosaminyl)asparagine amidase A. Lineage: Eukaryota; Viridiplantae; Streptophyta; Magnoliopsida; Poales; Poaceae. The record is from RefSeq and is a predicted model, not a curated record.